This is a messenger RNA of Drosophila biarmipes, 2188 nucleotides long. Its product is annotated as GATA zinc finger domain-containing protein 14. The record is from RefSeq and is a predicted model, not a curated record. Lineage: Eukaryota; Metazoa; Arthropoda; Insecta; Diptera; Drosophilidae. The transcript has 2 exons. The coding region runs from base 860 to 2092 and encodes 410 amino acids.
CGCACGUUGGCCGCGGAGCAACAUCUCCCCGAAACAAACAAAAAACAAAAAAACACAACUUAAACAACAGCAACAGCAACAGCAACAACAACAACACAGCGGCAGCAGCCGUCGCUCAGACGCGGAACUUGGCUCGAACUUUAGUUUAGUUUCGUUGGCCAAUGGAUAGUGGCUAGAGUGCGGCGGUAUCGGGCGAAUCGGUUGAAUCGGUUGAAUCGGUUGCAUCGGUUGAGUCGGCUAAGCUAUUGUCACCUAACGGUCAAGCACGCGCCAACCUUUUUUUUAAGUUUCUCAAAGAGUUAGUGGUAUUGAAAAGAAAAAAAACAAAUAAACAACAGCCUACAUAAUUUAUAUGUAUAUGUAAAGUAUAGGCUAGAAUCGAAAGCCAAGAGUGGUAUGUGCCCUAAGUUUUGACCCAAGACCAAGACCCCAGAUCUCAAAGUAAAGGCCCCUGACACCCACACACACCAAACACAAAUCACACACUCACACCCGUCCACCCACCCACACACAUACACACACACGCACACUGUCUCAUUUCGCAUCUCAAUCUCAUUUUCCGAGGAUCAGAAAAGGAGCAACAUCAAUCCGACUCGUUAUGUUUGCAUAUUUUUUUGGAGUGACCUAACUUGUUUGGCAAUGGACGCAGACUUCUUCUUCUAAUCCCUGAAAUACCCUUGAAAGAUUUGGAAGAAGAAGUCCAUAAACACGAAUGGUUGUUGUGAUCGAAAGUGUUCUGUUUUUUUUGUUUGUUUGAAAUGUGUUUGACUCAAAUCGGUGUUUGCCCAGCCAAAAUGGCCCAGCAUCGAUCGCUUGUCCGACUGUAUCUGCCCACCUAGAGGAGAUCGCCGUUGCCCAAAUGAAUGCCCAGCAGCCGCUGAUCCUGGAGCAGCCACCCAAGGCCAGCAGUGUUGUUGUCGUUGCCCCAGCAGUUGUGGCAGCUGCGGAUCUAGAGGCGGCAGCGCGAGCGGAAGCGGCAACGGAGCCAUCGGCCACCCCGGAAUCCAACUCGAACUCGAACUCCAGCGCCCAGCUGAAUGGUGGCUCCCACGAAGAGCAGCGGGUCAGUAAUGGCAACCACGGCUGCCGGCGGAUCGGCCAGGCGGAGCUGGAUCAGCCCGACCGGGAGGACGAGGGCGAGCAGGUCCAGGAUGUGGUGGCCAACAAGCUGACCAUCAUCAAGACGCCGCUAAACAAGACGCUGCUCAAGAAGUGCAACACCAAUGGCAGCCUGCAACUGCCGCACAGUGGCAACAAUGGCAACAGCAACAACAAUAGCAGUCGGAACAGCAACAACAACAACAGUGCGGCCAGCGACGACGUCGACGGCGCCUGCGAUUCCGGUUUGCAAGGCGGAAAUAGCAAUGAACAAGAACCAUUUGCCAACAACGAUCGCCAUCAUCACAUUUACCACCACCACCACCAUCACUAUCAUCAUCACCAUGGCGGCGACAAGGGCGAUGUUGCCGGUGGCGAUGUGGCAUCCUCAUCCUCCGCGGACCUGAGCACGCAGGUCAAGGAGGAGGCCCGGGCGCUGGACAAUGACAAUCAUCUGAAGGCAGGAACAGGGGCAGGAGGAGCUGCAGGAGCAGCCACACCUGCCCCAGAGGCAGGCGGAGCAGGAGCAGCAGCUGCCACAACGGGCACUUGCAAUCCCAGCAAGUGCAACAAGUGCAAUUCGCACAACAACAACAGCAGCUGCAACAACAACAACAAUACCAUCAGCAACAACAACAACAACAACAGCAACAAUACGAUUAACAAUAAUACGAGCAACAAUACCAACAACAACAACAAUAACCAUUACAACAAUUACAAUAACUAUUAUAAGAAAAAGUCUCGAAUGCCGCCCAUUUGCCUCCACGAAAGAGAAAAAAAACGAAAAAGCGCACUAAACUGGAGCAACCCACAAUUGGCCAAGAAAACAAGACUUUGUAUUCGAAAAAGACAGACCAGAACCGAACCCACCCCCCAGAGCACCCAGCCAACCCAGCCAACCCUACCAAAAACCCAAAAACCCAAAAACCACCCACUGGAAUGCAUUCUGCCGCUGCCACUGCAACUCUGCGCUGCAGCCCAAAAGGCAGUCUAGAUGCUUCCCGAACGAGUCACAAUAAUACCAAAAAUCCAAAAACAUACAAAAUCCAAAUCAAAUGAGAAAACAAAAAGAAACCCAAAACCAAACAAA